Fusarium sp. VM40 is the source of this 372-nucleotide messenger RNA. The record is from the annotation of a GenBank genome assembly. Lineage: Eukaryota; Fungi; Ascomycota; Sordariomycetes; Hypocreales; Nectriaceae.
AUGUCAUCUUCAAAUUUCGUCUCAACCGGCCAAGCGCGCUACCUGCGAGCCUGCAUGGUCUGUUCCAUCGUUAUGACCUUUGCCCGCUUCCGUGACGAAGGCUGCCCCAACUGCGAAGAGUUCCUGCACCUCCAGCACUCCCAGGACCAGAUCGAAAGCUGUACAUCCCAGGUCUUCGAGGGCGUGAUCACGCUCGCAAACCCUACCAAAUCGUGGAUCGCAAAGUACCAGCGUCUCGACAGCUACGUUCCCGGCAUGUACGCCAUCAAAGUAUCAGGACAGCUGCCCGACGAGAUCCGAUCGACGCUGGAGGAUGAGUAUAGAAUACAGUACAUUCCGCGCGACGGCACAGAGGCCGACAACGAUGCUUAG